UUUUUGGCCACUUUUGAGACGUUUUCACUGUCGAAUUUUUUCCGAAUGUUAUACCAUUUUUUAGCAAGUAUUCCAUUAAUUUUGAAACCCUUCAGAAGAAUUUUCUACACUGCAGACUCCUCUGAUGACAUUUGAAACAUUGGAAAAGACAACAUCAUACUACAUAUAUGAUAUGAUUUCAACUUGGAAUGCCGAAAGAAGCAACUUCGAACAUUUAAGUGAUUUUUAAGGCGUUGAGUUUGCGGCGCAGGUUUGACAUCGCUCUCGCGAAAAAAAAAUCUUACUCAGUUCGCUAUUCAAUAUCGUGAAGGUCACCGACUGAAAGUGCAACCUUUACUGUGAGGUUAUGCUGCCUGUGCCGGUUCUUCGAGUAUUGUCAUUCGGGUCUGUGAGGCUUGGCGAGAAAGUUAUUGCUAGAGGUAUACACUUGUCUCGAGCAACAAUGGGUAUUCAGGUUGGAGAUAAAAUCCCUAGUGUCGAACUUUAUGAAGAUAAUCCAACAAAUAAGAUUAAUAUUGCACAACUUUGUGAGGGCAAGAAGGUGAUCGUAUUUGCUGUUCCAGGAGCUUUUACGCCCGGUUGCUCGAAGACACAUCUUCCUGGAUAUGUUGAACGAGCUGAUGAAUUGAAGAAAGGUGGUGUUUCUGAAGUUAUUUGUGUGUCUGUUAAUGAUCCAUUUGUUAUGGAUGCUUGGGGCAAAGAACACAAAGUGUCUGGAAAGAUUCGCAUGCUUGCUGAUCCUUCAGCAGCAUUUGCAAAAGCAAUUGAUUUGACCACUAAUUUGCCCCCUCUUGGUGGAGUAAGAUCAAAGCGUUACUCAAUGGUGGUAGAAGAUGGAGUUGUUCGUCAGUUAAAUGUAGAACCUGAUGGAACAGGUCUUACCUGCUCCCUUGCUGAUAAAUUGAAGCUUUAAAAUAAUCGUUCAGCUUAAACGAAUAAAAUGGAGUGAAUCAACAAAAGUUGAAGAACAUACUCGAGCAAACUUAAAUUCUAUCAGUUUAUUAAAGCUAUGUAAUCAAUCCUUUAAUAGGGAUCUUGAAAAGUAUGCAUAAGGGAAGUUGUAAGAGAUGUAUUCUGUUGUAAUUAAAAUAAAUUACAAUUAAAAGGUGUUUUAUUGUCAA
This is a messenger RNA of Gryllus bimaculatus (two-spotted cricket), 1121 nucleotides long. The record is from the annotation of a GenBank genome assembly. NCBI's taxonomy places the organism in Eukaryota, Metazoa, Arthropoda, Insecta, Orthoptera, Gryllidae.